Molecule: messenger RNA, 1314 nt
Organism: Fibroporia radiculosa
Lineage: Eukaryota; Fungi; Basidiomycota; Agaricomycetes; Polyporales; Fibroporiaceae
Exons: 1
Coding region: 1-1314 (437 amino acids)
Source: RefSeq, a predicted model, not a curated record
AUGCGAGUAUCCAAAUUACAUCGAAAUCAAUCCCGACGAGCUGGCACGCCGUCGACUCCAACCGAGUAUCUCGAGGCCAAACGAAUUCAUUUAAAACGACAGCGUAUGGUCUCCCAGCAGCGAGACCGGAAGCAAGAUGCACCCAUUCACCACCGAAGACUCCCGAUUAUACUUGCCAGAGUGGCAGUCAAAGCAAAGAGAGGUCGAUGGGCAGAAUUAGCUGCGGAGACGCAGAGCAUUGUGCUCGGAGAUGGCCAGUACGUUGAAGAGCGCCGCGUCUCUGUUGAUGAUCCUGCUGUUGCUCAACUCAAUCGACAAGGACUUGUAGCUUUCGAGGCCAAGAGUGUCCCUCUGCGCAUACACCAUGAUAUAUCUGUACAGGUAAUUUUCAGCAAGCAGAGCACCGUGUUUUAUCCGCACUAUUGCGAGAUGCUGGCUCACUGGGCCCACAAACGCCCCUCCGUGCCUCCGGCAAAGACGAUUUUGGAAUUUUCUCCCCAUUCCACCCUCACGGUAGCUAGGCGUCUUGCUAUGGCUGCUUCCGAUUAUGGUCUCUCUUCGUUCCCUACACCAUCCGUCGGCGUACUAUCAUUUGCGUCCUCAAAGCGUCCAGGCGGCGGCUUCCUUCAUGGCGGAAAUGAACAGGAGGAAACGAUUGCGAGGCUCAGCUCUUUGGUGGCCAGUCUCGGCGUACCAGCAGCACAACAAUUCUAUAAGGAGCACAGGAGACAUUGGGCUGAGGAUGGAAGCGGCCUACACGACCACUCUAUGCUAUACUCCCCCGGCGUAGUCGUCUUCCGCCGAGACGGAGAUGACACGAUAUCUAUAUGUGGUGCCGACGGGCGUAUAGUGGAUGUUCCGCGCAGCGAAGACUCGGUGGGCGGAGAUUUUAUCCCACCCUAUGCAAUUAAUGUUGUUGCAUCCGUACCUGUCAAUGCAGCGGCCGUGCGUGCCAAACAUCUCAUUUUACCUUCGGAGAAGGAGCUCUUUGAAGAUGGCAUCAGGAGCGCGAUGAAGGAGCGGAUGGCUCGGAUAUUACGGUUGUUUGAAGAACAAGGCGACAAGAGUAUCGUUCUGGGUGCCUUCGGCUGUGAAUCUAGCCAGAACAAGGUUGAUAUGGUCGCGCAGGUGUGGGCGGAGCUUCUUGUUUGCGGAGAUUUGGGCGACGAGGGGAGACGACCAGCGAGGUUUGCGGAGAGUUUCGAGAAGGUUGUCUUCGCGGUCCCGGGUAAACUAUUGCGACCAUUCAGGCAUGCCUUUGAGAUGCGAGUGUUCGAAGAACAGCUGGCAGAUGCGACUUCGGAUCUCCAAUGA